GCGCACACAGGGCCGUUGCUCUGACUGGCUGUGUGUCUCGCGCUUUUGCUAAAUGGCGUUGCAGGCGGUUGGGUUGAACCUGAGGAGCUGGUGGGGCGAUGUGCAGCGACUUUCGCCGGGCGGAAUCCGGGACGGAGGUGACAUUCUUGAAUUUCAUGGUCCAGAAGGAACGGGGAAAACAGAAAUGCUCUAUCAUUUAACAGCCCGAUGUAUACUUCCAAAAUCAGAGGGUGGACUGCAAAUAGAAGUCUUAUUUAUUGACACAGAUUACCACUUUGACAUGCUCCGGCUUGUGACAGUUCUUGAGCAUAGACUCUCGCAGAGCUCCGAGGAAACCAUAAAGCUCUGCCUUGGCAGGUUGUUCCUGGCCUACUGCAGCAGCAGCAUGCAGUUGCUGCUCACACUGCACUCCCUGGAAGCCCUGCUCUGCAGUCAGCCCUCGCUCUGCCUUCUCAUUGUGGAUAGCCUGUCGUCUUUUUACUGGGUAGACCGAGUCAGCGGAGGGGAGAGUGUGUCCCUGCAGGAGUCAACGCUGAAGAAGUGCUCUCAGCUCCUAGAGAGGCUCGCCACUGAGUACCGUCUGCUGCUUUUCGCAACAACACAGAGUCUAAUGCAGAAAAGCUCAGACUCAGCAGAAGGGCCUUCUUCCUCCAAGCACCCGUGCGAUGGAGACAUGGACCACAGAGCCUAUCUCUGCAAGGCCUGGCAGAGGGUCGUGAAGCACAGAGUCAUCUUCUCCAGAGAGGACGAGGCCAAGAGCAGCCGGUUCUCAUUAGUUUCGCAUCAUUUAAAAAGUAACAGUUUAAAAAAACACAUUUUUAUGAUCAGAGAAAGUGGGGUGGAGUUUUGUUGAUCUUUAUCAUCAGAAAGGCUUUUAGGUGCACUAAUGCAGGUCUUUAAAGUCUUUUAUAAGCUAAAGUGGUUUGAUUCUAAAGUUUUUAAUUCUGGCAAAAUUAAUAUAAACAGUACAGAAAAACUGGAAGCUGUUCUGUCCCCUCCAGGGUGUGGAAGGUCAAUCAGAACAUACUGGGCUCCCCUGAGCUUGUUUUGAAGCUCAAUACAUGACACAUGUUUCAGACUAAGUCACUUUCUGAGUACUUUAGGAAGGCUUCACUGCUGGUCCCUUGGCUCCUUGAGGCUGUGGCUGGAGCAGAUGUACAGAGCUGUUAUUCCAAUCAAAGGAAGAAGCACAGGGCCACCUGCUCAUCUGCCUCCCUCAAGAAACGAAUGAGCUGGGUGUGGAGGCAGGUGGAUCUCUGUGAGUUCAAAGCUUGCCUGGUCUAUAUAGUGAAUUCCAGGAUAGCCAGAGCUACACAAUCCUGUCCCAAAAAGCCAGUCAAUAAACUGAUUGAUAGAUAGAUAGACAGACAGACAGAAAGGAAUGUUCGUGUCUUCUUUCCCCGUUUUCCUUUCCUCUCUACCUGCUUCCCUUUCGCCAAGGAUGUCAUAUAGUUUAAGCUAGACUUCGUUGCAUUUCUGUCUCUGAGGUAGCCAGGUAAUCAGUGUUGCUCCUUAUAGCCAGCAGAUUUUGAUGAGUUAUACUUGAAUUCAAGAUGAGUUUACAUUAUUUGGGGGUUCUGUGUACUUUUUCAAAUACAGGGAAAUGAUGUACUCAUUUUAGAAUUUUGAAGUUUAUUUUGAAAUGUUCUUCUCAUUAAUUGAUAGAUUCUGAAACUGUUUAAGUUUUAUAUUACUAGUGUUUUCUUAUUUAGAAUAGCUAUAGAUACCUUGGAACAGGCUGUCACUUCCAGCUGUGAGCUGAGGGGAACUGGGUGCUGUGUGUCCAUAAAACCCAGAAAGAGUUUGCACUGCUCAGGAGGUGUCCUAGUUAAGAUUACUAUUGCGGUGAUAAAACACUGUGACCAAAAGAAUGUUGGAGGGGAAAGGGUUUAUUGGUUUAUACUUCUAUAAUGUAGUCCAUAUUUGAAGAAAGUCAGAACAGGAACUUAGGAAGGGCAGGAACUUUGAGGCAGGAGCCAAUGCAAAGCAUGGAGGAGUGUUGGUUGCUUCCUAGUUUGCUCAAUCUGAUUAUUUAUAGAACCCAGAACCAUUAGCCUGGGGUGGCCCCACCCAGAUUGGGCUGGGUCCUCCCCAUUAAUCACAAUGCCUUGCAGGCUUCCCUACAGCCUGAUUUUAUGGACAUAUUUUCUAAACUGAAGCUCCCUCCUCUCUGGUGACUCUAGCUUGUGUCAAGUUGACAUAAAACUAUCCAGCACAGAGUAUGCAUAGGAAGAAGGCUUUAGAAAAUCUCUUUUCCUGUUCAGACCCAGGGAAAGUUCCACAUGUGAUAUUCAGACUAACUGCUGUUCUCAAACCUCUUAAUGCCUAUGUCACAAAAUACCGUGUUUCCCUUUGUCGCUGUGGCUUUGUUCAUUCAUACUACCAGAGGUCUGUGAGUUAAAAAGCAUCCUGUAGAGAAGCUGUGACUAAGUUUCUUCAUUAUGAAGGCACAGCUAUCUAACUUCCUGUCUGUGCCCUGCCUGCAUCCCUGGGCCUGCUUGCACUCACCCCAGGCUUCUGAGGCUGUCUUCUGUGUCUAGAGCCUGCUGGGCUGCCUGUGAGCCAGGCUAGACAGUAGAGUAGGUAGGAGCUGACUUCCUGGCUUUCUUGGCUACUGCAAGGUGGAUGGACAGCCAGUUAACUCGGUAAAGCUUCCUGAGUAUAUCAAGUUCCUCAGUUGCCUCUUCUCAUAGGGCUAUUGUCCUCAUCAGUGAGACAGCUUUUCUCCAAACCCAGGUCUCACUGUGUGGCUCAGCUGCUCUCCUGAUUGCUGGUAUUAAAGAUGUAUUCCGGUCUGCCUGGCUCAUUAAUAUGAUUUUAAAAAUAGUUUGAAGCUAAAAUGCGAUGACAUAAUUUUCAUAUUUUCUUUCCUACCCCCUCUCCCUACCAUGUACACCACUCACCUUACUCUUUCAAAUUCACUCAUGUUUCUGGCCUUUUUUUUUCUAAUUGUAUAUAAACAUACAGAUAAUUUAAUUGUAGAUAAAUACACAAAUAUAUUCCUAAACACACAGCCUUCUAAACACACAGCCUUCUAAACACACAGCCUUCUAAACACACAGCCUUCUCAGUCCUUGUAAUGUUACUUGUAUGUAUGUUCUUAGGGCUCACUACUAACCAGUUGGAAUGCUCAUCCCUGGGGAAGACUGUGUCCCCUGCUCCCAGCGUUCCUUGGUUGCCCAGAUUUUUGUCUAGGGCUGGGGUCUGAGAUCUCCCCUUCUGUUAGCAUGUCUACUGGUGCUGUCAGUAUUCAGGUCAUGUUUAGGUAGCCAUGUUGUUGAGCUCCCUCCUGACGUGUCUAGGACACAGUCUUACAGCAGACACCCCAUUCUCUAGCUCUUACAGUCUUUUACCCUUUCUUCUGAGAUGCCCCCUGAGCCUUGGUCCAGGAUGUUGUCGGUGGAUGAUGGGCAGGGCAUCACAUGUCCACUCCUUCUCUUCAUCUUGGUCCCUGUGGUUUUCUGUAAUGGUUCCUGUUUCAAAGAGAUGUUUCUUUGUUGAGGGAGAAGAGCUGUAUUUAUCUUUGUAUAUUUACAAUGCAUACAGGACUUAUGCUGCUUUAAUAAAGUGGUUUAUUAAUACAAUUUU
This is a messenger RNA of Arvicanthis niloticus (Nile rat), 3588 nucleotides long. RefSeq names its product X-ray repair cross complementing 2 (gene Xrcc2). Gene Ontology annotation, cellular component: centrosome; Rad51B-Rad51C-Rad51D-XRCC2 complex; replication fork. The record is from RefSeq and is a predicted model, not a curated record. Gene Ontology annotation, biological process: DNA strand invasion; double-strand break repair via homologous recombination. Gene Ontology annotation, molecular function: four-way junction DNA binding; ATP binding; ATP-dependent DNA damage sensor activity. Lineage: Eukaryota; Metazoa; Chordata; Mammalia; Rodentia; Muridae.